Messenger RNA from Myripristis murdjan (pinecone soldierfish), 2018 nucleotides. RefSeq names its product proteasome 20S subunit alpha 6a (gene psma6a). The coding region runs from base 116 to 856 and encodes 246 amino acids. The transcript has 7 exons. The record is from RefSeq and is a predicted model, not a curated record. NCBI's taxonomy places the organism in Eukaryota, Metazoa, Chordata, Actinopteri, Holocentriformes, Holocentridae. Gene Ontology annotation, cellular component: proteasome core complex; proteasome core complex, alpha-subunit complex. Gene Ontology annotation, biological process: ubiquitin-dependent protein catabolic process.
AUACUGACAGAGCACAUCCGGGGCAGAUCUGGUCCAUGUUUCUCUUGUGUUGGCAGCCUCUUUACUACUUUCAGUUUUAUUUUGCACCAGUUUACCUCAGUUAUUAACAGCUGACAUGUCCCGGGGGUCGAGUGCGGGCUUUGACCGCCACAUCACCAUCUUCUCGCCGGAGGGAAGACUCUACCAAGUCGAGUAUGCCUUCAAAGCCAUCAACCAGGGAGGACUGACAUCCGUAGCGGUCAGAGGGAAGGACUGCGCUGUGGUCGUCACUCAAAAGAAAGUCCCAGACAAGCUGUUGGACUCCUCUACAGUCACACAUCUGUUCAGAAUCACAGAGAACAUCGGUUGUGUAAUGUCUGGCAUGACUGCUGACAGCAGGUCUCAGGUUCAGAGGGCGCGUUAUGAAGCAGCUAACUGGAGGUAUAAGUACGGCUAUGAGAUCCCUGUGGACAUGCUGUGUAAACGGAUGGCAGAUAUCUCCCAAGUGUACACACAGAAUGCUGAAAUGAGGCCGCUUGGCUGCUGUAUGAUAGUGAUAGGAGUGGACGAGGAGUUGGGUCCUCAGCUCUACAAGUGCGACCCAGCUGGCUACUACUGUGGGUUCAAGGCCACAGCAGCUGGAGUCAAACAGACCGAAGCCACCAGCUUCCUGGAGAAAAAGGUCAAGAAGAAACUGGACUGGACCCACGAGCAGACCAUAGAGACGGCUAUCUCUUGUCUGUCCACCGUACUGUCAAUCGACUUUAAACCCUCUGAGCUGGAAGUGGGAGUUGUCACUACAGAAGACCCAAGGUUCAGGGUUUUGUCAGAGGCGGAGAUCGACACUCACCUGGUGGCUCUGUCUGAGAGAGACUGAGGAACUACAGCAGUAUAUUUGUUUUUUUUUUGUUUUUUUUUUGCUGCCCUUCACCGUGAUCUGGAAAUGGAUGAUGAACGGUAACACCAGAAAGCCCUGCCUCCCUCACUCAAAGGUCUCCUCUAGAGGGAAGAUAACAGAGGAGUCGGUAUCACCUGGUCAGGAUGGGGUGUACAACACCUGCACAGAGGGGAUGGUAGAAAUAGUGGAAAAUCUCACCCUGGUGCUCUGUAUGUGUUGUCCUUCCCCUGAGCUGUGGGGGGUUCAAAUUGAUCACAGCGCAGAUCUGACACUAUGAAACUUGUCAACAACCCCCUUCUGCAGCAGUGGCCAUGGUCACUCCUCACCCCUGACUGACCAUAUUAAUACCGACCCCUCCUGCCUUUCCUUCUAGUUGUACUGACAUGUCCUCACUGUAGCCAGCUGCCAAAUCUCAGUGCCUGGAGAAGUGACAUUCAAAUCGGCCCUUCGUACAAUGCCUCAGUCCGAUACCUUUCCACUUGGCUGAUGAUGUGUCACACAGCUGUUGCCACCAGAAUGCAGCCUUCAAGGACUGGACAGUGAUUUUUUUUAAGUAUAUAAUGAGGAAAUGAAUAUACCCGACGUUGGUUAAAAAAAAAAAAAUACAAUUUAAGCUGAUUACUGGAUGGUGACGAGCAGGUUCGAAGCUAGGGGUGUGAUAACAGUGGCACUUGAUAACUCCUAAACAUCAGCUGGGGCCCAGUGGGGUCCAGUGGUGUCUUGAGUCACUGCAUUUUAACAGUGCUUCCCAACCUUUUUAUCUCAGGGCUGCAAGAACUUCAGAGUUCUGUGUCGAUCUCUUUACUGUUACUGACGCGCGUUGAAGACUCUGACUCUGGUGUUCUUUGAAGAGCACCAGUGGAUGGCCCGUAGCUGUGUUGGGAACCACUGGUCCACGAUGACGUUUGUACUCUGAUGUACUUCCUGAUAACCCAGGGCAGAGUAGCGGGAAUUGUCCUGCUGCAACAUUAUCAUCAUCGUCACACCCCUAUGUUCUGAGUCUGAGGCCAGUGUCAGCGGAAAGUCUCUGAUUAUUUAAGAGUCCUCCUCCCUACCCCUCCCACUGCUGCAAUCCUCCUCCAGUCUCCUGCCAUCGCUGUACAUUACUGCAGUUCUAUUAAAUACAAUGUUUUUGACAAAC